GAGAAGGUCCCUUCAGGGUUUCCAGCCUGGAAGCUGCAAGCCCCAGGUCCCCACACACUGCCCCACUGUGCACCUGCCACCAGGGAAACACAGCCAAAGGUGAGGCAGAUGUUGCAUCAGAGUGUUAAGCCCUGGGAUCAAAUAUUAGCGGGGGCACUGGAGGUCUGAUCCCUCCUCCUGAGCAGCUGCUAAUAUCAUUGGCCUUUCCAGCCAGGGAGGGAGGGGAGUCACAGAAACCUGCCUGGGGAUCAGUUAAAGCUGAAGGAAGGAAGCAGGAAUAGGACCUGAAAACAGGGUGCGUUUCCCCUACCUAGACUCAAGGAGCCAAAGAACGGACCAAAGCCUGCAGGAAGCAGGCGUCUUCAGGCUGAGAGGGGCUCCCAGAGGGUUCCGGGGCAGAGCAGGCUCACCAUGCUGCCUUGCCUAGCCCUGCUUCUCCUGAUGGAGCUGUUCGUGUGCACUGUGGCAGGUGAUGGUGGAGAGGAACAGGCACUCAGCACUGAAGCAGAGACCUGGAUAACUGUGGCCUUAGAGGAAGGCACUGUCCCCAGCAUUCAGCUCCAGCUGCGGAAGGUGAAGAGGGGCAAGGCAAGCCAGUUCUUUGGGCUGAUGGGGAAGCGAGUGGGAGGAAGACCUCUGAUCCGGCCAGGGAGAAAAAAAGCAUCCUCUGAAGCCCCAGCCGGAAAGCAGACGCCCUCCUCCUACUCACAGAUAUGAUCUCAAAGGGCUGAAAUCCAGGCAUCUCCUGACUCAGAGAACUGGGUUCAUCAGUUGUCUUGUAUAAGGUGACCCUUCAUUUAGCUGCCUUGUGGUUAAGACACAGCCCCAUUCUUGAGCACCUUAGAAGACGGAAACAGCUCGAAGCCUCAGGGAGCCCCACACUGAUAGGGAGGCAACUGUCCCUGCACUAGUAGUUUAUAGGCAGAUGAGACACAGAGGACCCCUUAGAAAGCAGCACAUGCGCUAUCAUGAAAUCCUGGAGGCAAUCCUAGGUCCUAAGUGUGGAGGUGUAAGGAAUGCGCUGGGAAUUGUGUGUGGGUCCAGCAGUAAAGGAGGUGCCUUAAUCCACUAGGCUACAAAGCAUUUAGCUUCUGUGUGCCUCUCUCCAAAAAAAAAAAAAAACAGGUGAGGAGUUUU
Molecule: messenger RNA, 1137 nt
Organism: Callithrix jacchus (white-tufted-ear marmoset)
Lineage: Eukaryota; Metazoa; Chordata; Mammalia; Primates; Cebidae
Gene: TAC4
Product: tachykinin precursor 4
Biological process (GO): tachykinin receptor signaling pathway; inflammatory response; positive regulation of cytosolic calcium ion concentration
Molecular function (GO): substance P receptor binding
Source: RefSeq, a predicted model, not a curated record